AGUCAUAAAAGUACAGUUAUUAGGGGAUUAUUUUGAGGGAAUGAAGUGUGCUGUCAUUCAGUUUGUCUUCAGCCCCCGUUUUCUAAAACCGGUAGACGUGUUCAGACAUUAACUAUCAUUAGCUCACGGCUUAACCGCGAAGUAGAGACCUUUCAAAAUAGUAAAUGGCGCAGCAGCAGUGGGGUGAUUAAAGAUAUUUCGUGGGGGCUGGAAUGUGUUUAAAUAACCUGUUUGAAACGAAUGCUGGGACAAAAAACCCAUGAGAAGUAGCCUAAGUCUACUGGAGGAGAAGAAAAAAAAUCGGGCACCAUUCCAAAAUCGUGACGCCUAGACCCGUGAAAACUAAGACACUCCAGAAGAGAGGAGAAGAGAGGAGGGAGCACGGAUUGGAAAGGGUGGAAACAGCACGAGAGCAGUGUCAGAGAAGCGCUGAGAUUAUUUUAUUACUUUGUCCAUAAAGGCAAUAGUCAACUUCACAAAAAUCUGACUGUUUUUGUUCAACAGGACGUUAAGUUGGAAAGAGAGAGAGAGAGUUCACAACGGUACAGGUGUUUUUGGACUGCGUGAUUGAAUGGUGAGAGGAAAAGAAAGUAGCCGAGGGAGGAAACUGGAAACCGAAGGAAAACCACGAGGAUUUACAUUUUGGAUUUUGACUGAAAUAAAAAAAUAGAAAAUCGGUAAUAAUUCUGCGAGACGAAGACGAGGAUCCCGGGAAUGUGAGGGGGGGAGACUUCGCUGAAGCGGAGUAUCGGGCAAUGAGAGGAGGCGCUCUUCGUGUGUCACGCUUUUUUAAAUCGCAUUUCCUUUAACUGAGUAGUUGGAUGAGUACCGCGACUUACAUGGAGCGCCGAAUUUCACUCACCUGCGCGCUGGUCAUUGUCCUUCUACGGCUGACCGACACCCAAGACGCCGAAUCUGACACAGCGUGGAACUGCUGCGAGGGGGACGUCCUGUUCCUGCUGGACUCGUCGGGCAGCAUCUCCUCCUACGAGUUCGCGCGGACGCUCGGCUUCCUGUCGGAGCUCCUGCGGCCCUUCGCCCUGGGGCCCGACCAGGUGCGCGUGGCGCUGCUGCAGGUGGGCACCAGGCCCCACCUGGAGUUCGGCUUCCGGGCGCACAGUACCCAGCGCGGCCUGCAGGAGGCGCUGCAGCGCACCACUCAGAUCCAGGGCGACACCAACACGGAAGCGGCCCUGAAGCUGGCCCAGGAGCAGGUCCUGCGGGAGGGAGGGGAGGGCGGGGCCAGGGCGGGGCUGCCCCGGGUGCUGGUGUGGCUGACGGACGGCAUGCAGCCUGGCGCCGUGGAGGGACCAAUGGCGGAGCUGCGGGAGGAGGGCGUGGCCGUGCUGACGGUCUCCACGGGACACGGGAACUACCAGGUGCUACGGAAGGUGGUCACCCCGCCCGUCGACAGCCACCUGUACUUCGUGGACAUCGAUGACAUAAACAUCAUCGCCAACGACCUGAGGGACGCCAUCAUCGAGAUAAUUCGGGCGGAGCGGCUGCAGGUUCGAGACGUCACCUCCCGCAGCGCCGUCCUGCAGUGGCGUCCGGUCCUGAGCUCCGGCACCGGCUACUACGACAUCCGCUUCGGGCCGGACCGGACCGGCGGGGGGGCGGGGGGCGAUCACGGGCGGCCCAGCGACGGCACCAGCACCAGCACCGGCGGCGGCCCGUGGCGCAAGCUCAGCCGGCCCGGCGACUCCAACUUCGCCACGCUCAACGACCUGAAGCCGGACACCGCGUACCGGGCCACGCUGACGCCCGAGUCCAACCUGGACUACGUGAAGCCCCUGUCCGUGUCCUUCACCACGCUGUCCGAGGUCCUGAGCCCAGCUGUGGUGACCGUGUCCGAGUCGGGCCUGGACCGCGUGCGGGUCAGCUGGGGCCCGCUCCAGCCGGACUCGGUGCAGCGGUACCAGGUCGAGUACGGCGCCAUCCCGGCGGGGAAGGUCCGCGUCACCACCGUCGGCCGCGACCGCAACUCCACCCUGCUGACCCAGCUGGAGCCCGACACGCAGUACCUCGUCACCGUCAGCGCCUUUCACACCUCCGGCCAGGAGAGGGCGAUGUCCGUCCGGGCCUGCACGCAGGAGGAGCUGCCUGCUCUGGCGGACCUGCAGCUCAACACGGUGGGCAGCGACUCGGUGCGCGUGCAGUGGAAGGGGAAAGCCGGCGGGCUGAAGGGCUACUGGGUCACCUGGGAGGGGGACGGCGGCUCGUCCAGCGCCCCCUCGUCCCGCUACCUGCCCCCCGGCGCCCUCUCCACGCUGCUGACCGGCCUGCCCUCCAGCACCCGCGUCUGCGUCUCGCCCGUCUACAGGACCGCCCGUGGCGAGGGCCUCUGCUGCACAGCUCGCUUCUACUCAGAUGCAGAGACUCGGGGGGACAGAUUUCUCAGACGAGCGUGACCCACGCGGGAGCCUCAGCUGGCCCUGAGAGGAGGGGCAGGGGUAGAGAUGGCUCAGGGAAACACUGAAAUGGGACAAUGAGUCUUACCCCCCCCCCCCACACACACAACCCCCCCACUCCACAGAACACUCUCUCUGCCUCUCUGCUACCUGUAUCCAAUGAGGGAGGGUGCUGCACCAAGCAUGCUUACACACACACACACACACACACACACACGCACUCUCUCUCUCGCGCACACACAAACACACACACAAGCACAAACACACUUACAAACACAUGCACACACAAACAGGCACAAACACGCACGCGCACACACACACACACACCAACACGCACGCACUCACACUCGAACACACCCAACUACAAAAACGCACACACACAAACACUCACAAGCACAAGCACAAGCACAGACACAAACACGCCCCAGUCGCUCCCUAAAGUUAGAAGUACUGUCACGUGUUAGAAUACGAGGGAUAGGGGUAGAAGAGAAACAUAUUUUUAGUCCUGCUUAUGCAAUGGGGGAUGUGCAAUAGAGUUUCACCAGACGAGUUGCGCACGGAGUAGCAUCAGAGUAGACGAAGCAGAAAGCAUUCAGUUAUUUUCCAGGUUUUCACAGCAUACCAGUAUGUCCGUGUGAUAUUAAGGGAACAAUCAGCUCUCGGGCACUCCCGUCAAGCCGAGCCUUUCUCCUGGUGAGUAACAGAAGGCCGACUGCCACCGCGGGAGCCCAGAUGAACUGAAGAAGAAUCAGACGAGAGAUCACGUCCAUUCGACCUGCAAUGAAGUUGGCUAUGCUUCCAAUGGUUUACGUGAAAUAAUACACGUGAUCUUGUGAGGGUAGAAUGGUGUAGCUCAACUAUUGCCGAAGUGUAUUCAGGUCUAGGUAAGGAUUCAAGUUUCCCCAAAACCCCUCUUUAGUUUAAGGAAUCUCAUCCAUUUUUUUUGGAUAGGGUCCUCUGGAUCCAUUUCAGAAUUUCCAAUGGAAAACGCUGUGAUUGAGAUCAGUUUUUAAAAAGACUCUACUGCCCCCCUGUGGUAUUUUAAAUUAAGGUUCCACACCAUAUUCGUGGUUUCGCUCCAUUACAAAAAUGAAUUUAAAUAUUGAUUAGAAUUGCAGACACUAACAGAAAGGAGAAAUAAAUGCAAGCAUAAACACUAAAUAAAUAAUUUAAGUAUGUUUUAAAAUGUUUUUACUUUCUCAUUCUAAAUGCAGAUUAUUCUCAUCUUGUAAUGCUUUCCUGCUGGAUACUUUUUGACAUGACAAUAAAGUGCAGGCCAGGGUGUCCUACUGAUUAAAAAAAAUACGUCCACUAA
Messenger RNA from Anguilla anguilla (European eel), 3726 nucleotides. It is a transcript of the gene vwa1, whose product is annotated as von Willebrand factor A domain containing 1. Lineage: Eukaryota; Metazoa; Chordata; Actinopteri; Anguilliformes; Anguillidae. Gene Ontology annotation, molecular function: protein binding. The coding region runs from base 822 to 2411 and encodes 529 amino acids. The record is from RefSeq and is a predicted model, not a curated record. The transcript has 6 exons.